Messenger RNA from Erinaceus europaeus (western European hedgehog), 4055 nucleotides. It is a transcript of the gene MAPK7, whose product is annotated as mitogen-activated protein kinase 7. Gene Ontology annotation, biological process: protein phosphorylation; cell surface receptor signaling pathway; intracellular signal transduction. Bases 1416 to 3788 code for a protein of 790 amino acids. NCBI's taxonomy places the organism in Eukaryota, Metazoa, Chordata, Mammalia, Eulipotyphla, Erinaceidae. The record is from RefSeq and is a predicted model, not a curated record. The transcript has 6 exons. Gene Ontology annotation, cellular component: nucleus; cytoplasm. Gene Ontology annotation, molecular function: MAP kinase activity; ATP binding.
CUCAGCUCUUUUUCAUUGAUGAGCUAGUAAAGGUUUAAGAAGCGGUUGCAGUUCACCUCUCUACUACUCGGCCUUCUUACUUUUGCCUAUCAGUGUUCCCAGUUCCAGGGCCCGCCCUUUCUCCUCGCACUUGGCUGGGGGGGGGCGCGCAGCCACAGUUGUCAGAAACACUGCCCUCAGUUCCCAGCCUGCCAGCCCCCCUCUCCCAGCCUCAUGCUCCCUCCGCGUUGAGCCUUGGAGGGCUGGUACCCAGGAAGUACUAGUUGUACAAUGGAUGAGUGGCCGGGCUGUGCCCUCUCUACGCCCGGCUGAAACACGGUUCUGAGAAUGGGACGAGGAGAAACAGCCUGCUCGUGGUCUCCGAAGCAACCAUGCCAAGCUGGAGACAUGCGGCCUCGGAGGAGGGAAAAUGCAGGAGGCUAAGAGACAACGAGCUGUCCAAGGAAGACGCCAUUUCUGCCAGAUGGAGCAGCCACGCAAAGUAGGUGGUGGUGGUGCCCUGCCAGACGCUCUAGAAACCAGGAGGACCAGCGUCUCUGUGGUUUUACGGGACUGCUCAGCACGCAGUGACUGGACAUUCACACAGCUGGGCUCCCAGAAUCGAUCGGGAAAGUGCGAGGCAUAGCCCGCGAGGAAGUGGGAGCUGAUAGGACGACAGGAGUCAGAAGGAGGGGAGAUUUGAGAGUCAGCUGCCACCAACAGGCCCAGGUAUCCCAGUUUCUCCCAACUCCCCGGCUUGCAGAAACUCUUCCUCCAGGACGAAGAUGCGCGCGCAACCGUACGUACAGGGGCGUGGCCUCCCAUUCAGGUGGCGCCCAGGCUGCCCGCGCGCAUGCGUCGGAAGACAGCUCUGGGCCGCGGCUCAGCCCUGCAAGGACCCUUUGGGCGGCUCCUGCCGGAGAGCUAGACAGAAGUGCGCGCGGAGGCGUGGCUUCCUCCGUUAGUGGGCUAGGAUUGGGCGCUGAGAGUAGAGGGGGUGGGAACUUUUGAAGAGACAGCUUAACUAUUGGUCAGAGUUUGGAGGGCGUGGUCUUGGGAGGCGGGGCGGGCCCGGAGCGACACUGAAGUGGUGGUGGCGGCCUUGAACCAGAUAGAGAGCGGCCCCAGGUGUCAGCCUCCACAGGGGUUUGUGCCGCGGUGACCAGUGCACUUCCCAAAGCCUUGAGGGGGCGUCGGGGUGCGGCAUCGUUGGUGAGUGAGGACCAAGAGGAACCACGCGCCCCGCCCCUGCCUCUCUUCCUGGACUGCGCCUGGCCGCGCCUCCCCCAGCAGGCCUGUUCUGGGCCCCAAAUCUGAGCGUUGCACGCCGGUGCCCAGGGCUGCGGCGACUAGGGGGCUAGGAGGGACCCAGGUCCUACCCCUUCCGCCCCGAGAGGAGGGGAGGCAAGGCCCGGGCCGGUGCCCUCCGCCUCGCCAUGGCUGAGCUCCUGAAGGAGGAGGACGGGGAUGACGGUUCCGGGGAACCCCCCAGCCCAGCCAAAGCUGAACCUGCCAGUACCGCCGCCUCGGUGGCGGCGAAGAACCUGGCCCUGCUCAAAGCCCGCUCCUUCGAUGUGACCUUCGAUGUGGGCGACGAGUACGAGAUCAUCGAGACCAUCGGCAAUGGGGCCUACGGGGUGGUGUCCUCUGCGCGCCGCCGCCUCACGGGCCAACAGGUGGCCAUUAAGAAGAUCCCCAAUGCUUUUGAUGUGGUGACCAACGCCAAGAGGACUCUCAGGGAGCUGAAGAUCCUCAAACACUUCAAGCACGACAACAUCAUUGCCAUCAAGGACAUCUUGAGGCCUACAGUGCCCUAUGGCGAAUUUAAGUCUGUUUAUGUGGUCCUGGACCUUAUGGAAAGUGACCUGCACCAGAUCAUCCACUCAUCACAGCCUCUCACAUUGGAGCAUGUGCGCUACUUCCUCUAUCAGCUGCUCCGGGGCCUCAAGUACAUGCACUCAGCCCAGGUCAUCCACCGUGACCUCAAGCCCUCCAAUCUGUUGGUGAAUGAGAACUGUGAGCUCAAGAUUGGCGACUUUGGCAUGGCCCGUGGCCUGUGUACCUCACCUGCUGAGCACCAGUACUUCAUGACCGAGUACGUGGCUACACGCUGGUACCGUGCCCCUGAGCUCAUGCUCUCACUGCAUGAGUACACGCAGGCCAUCGACUUGUGGUCUGUGGGCUGCAUCUUUGGUGAGAUGCUGGCCCGGCGCCAGCUCUUCCCGGGCAAAAACUACGUGCAUCAGCUCCAGCUAAUCAUGAUGGUGCUUGGCACCCCGUCACCGGCUGUGAUCCAGGCUGUGGGGGCCGAGAGGGUGCGGGCCUACAUCCAGAGCCUGCCACCUCGCCAGCCUGUGCCAUGGGAGACCAUGUACCCUGGUGUGGACCGCCAGGCCCUGUCGCUGCUGGGGCGCAUGCUGCGCUUUGAGCCUAGUGCCCGCAUCUCAGCCGCUGCUGCUCUCCGCCACCCAUUCCUGGCCAAGUACCACGACCCUGAUGAUGAGCCUGACUGUGCCCCACCCUUUGACUUUGCCUUUGAUCGUGAAGCCCUCACCCGUGAGCGCAUCAAGGAGGCCAUUGUGGCUGAGAUCGAGGACUUCCAUGCACGCCGAGAGGGCAUCCGUCAGCAGAUCCGCUUCCAGCCCUCCUUGCAGCCUGUGGCCAGCAAGUCUGGCUGUCCUGAUGUGGAGAUGCCCAGCCCCUGGGCACCCAGUGGAGACUGUGCCAUGGAGUCUCCCCCGCCUUGCCCUGGCCCUGCACCCAACACCAUUGACCUGACGCUGCAGCCACUCCCACUGGCCAGUGAGCCUGUGCCUCCCAAGAGGGAGGGUGCCAUCUCAGACAACACCAAGGCUGCCCUCAAGGCUGCCCUGCUCAAGUCCCUGCGGAGCCGCCUCAAAGAUGGUCCCAGUGCCCCUCUCGAGGCUCCUGAACCCCGGAAGCCAGUGACAGCCCAGGAGCGCCAAAGGGAGCGUGAGGAGAAGAGGCGUAGGAGGCAGGAGCGGGCCAAGGAGCGGGAAAAGCGCCGGCAGGAGCGGGAGCGCAAGGAGCGUGGGGCAGGGGCUCCUGGAGGCCCCUCCACAGACCCCCUGGCUGGGUUGGUGCUCAGCGACAAUGACCGUAGCCUACUAGAGCGCUGGACUCGCAUGGCUCGGCCCCCUGCCCCUUCACCAGCCCCUACCCUGGCGCAGCCGCUCCCUGCAGCUCAACCCACCAGUCCUCCUAACGGCCCUGCAGCCCAAUCCAAAGGCCCUCCACUACCAUCCACGUGCCCACCCCCAGGCCUUGCUGCCCCUCCUACAGGCCCCCCUGGGCCUGGGCCCCUUCCAACUGCCCCCUCCAGCCUCCUAGCCCCUCCAUCACUGGUGCCACCCCCAGGGAUACCUGGCCCCAGUGCCCCAGCUAUUUUGCCUUACUUCCCAUCUGGCCCACCUCCCUUGGACCCAGGGGGCGCCCCUCAGCCCUCCACCUCAGAGUCACCCGAUGUCAGCCUGGUGACCCAGCAGCUGUCCAAGUCACAGGUGGAGGACCCCUUGCCCCCUGUGUUCUCGGGCACCCCAAAAGGCAGUGGGGCUGGCUAUGGCGUUGGCUUCGACCUGGAGGAGUUCUUGAACCAAUCCUUUGAUAUGGGUGUGGCUGAUGGGCCACAGGAUGGUCAGGCAGACUCUGCCUCACUCUCAGCCUCGCUGCUCGCUGACUGGCUUGAGGGUCAUGGCAUGAAUCCCUCAGACAUCGAGUCCCUGCAGCGUGAGAUCCAGAUGGACUCGCCGAUGCUACUGGCAGACCUGCCUGACCUCCAGGAGCCCUGAGCCACCACCAAGCCUGUGCCUUGUCCCCAGGUGUGGCCCCAGCUCCCAGAGUCCCCCUGAGUCUGGGGCUGGUGGGGACGCCAGGCUUGGGUUACUCUGCAAGUUCAUCUCAAACCCACCCUGCAGCCUUAACAGCCACCUGAGCCACCGACGAGCCAUGACAGGAUGGGGAGCUCUUGCACCCUGAGCAGUCCUUUUCAGUAUUGUCUUUCUACUGUUAUUAUUAUUGCUAUUAUUUUAUUAUUACACAACCUUUUCAUUGUCAAA